Lotus japonicus is the source of this 2450-nucleotide messenger RNA. RefSeq lists its product as uncharacterized. Gene Ontology annotation, molecular function: RNA polymerase I general transcription initiation factor activity; RNA polymerase I core binding. The record is from RefSeq and is a predicted model, not a curated record. The transcript is spliced from 16 exons. Bases 284 to 2152 code for a protein of 622 amino acids. Gene Ontology annotation, cellular component: nucleus. Gene Ontology annotation, biological process: transcription initiation at RNA polymerase I promoter. Lineage: Eukaryota; Viridiplantae; Streptophyta; Magnoliopsida; Fabales; Fabaceae.
UCAUAUAAAAGAAAGAAAGAGUUGCAGAUGAAUGAGUCUUCUCUCACACCAGCCCAGCCCUAAUUGAAACGAAUUGAAAUUUCCUCUGAAGCUCUCCUCUCCCCUCACCGCCACUCUCUCUUCCGCCGCUCUCCCCUCACAGAUUGAGGAAAGACGCUGCUGUAGAGGAUCACAAGGUAUAAAACACGACAAGUUCCUCGUUGCUCAAACCCUCAUCGCUGUUCCCUCUUCGUAGCCGCCAUUCUCGAAGAGGCAGCAGCAACCACCAUCAAACGCCUUUGUAAUGGGCAUGGUGCCGAUUGGUGACAAGGAAGAGUAUCCUACUCCGAUGGAGAAUCCUCAACUCUCUGAUUUGCAGUUGGUGUAUCAUGUCAGAGACGCACUUGUUGCUGUCACCUUGGGUGAAAGAGAGAAUUACGAUGACCUUGUUGGUUGCUUGUUUCGUCCUUUGAAUUGGACACUCAAGAAAAAGCAUCUCAACGAGGAUGAGAUUGCUCUGGUUGUGACAACUUUAAAUGCGCUUGCAGGAGCGGUGUCCUACAUUGAUUUUUCCCAUCACAACGCGCUUCUUUCUGCGGUUUCAAGUAUGAGUUUGUGGGAUUAUGGAACCAAUGUUAUGGAUGCACUCACUGAACUCAUUGUGUCCUUGGCUUCUACCAAUGUAAAAUACAUGGAUUUGUGUCUGGAGAUGCUGGUUGAAAAUUUCAUCCCACCAAACAUGAAAUAUUUUCUGAGCCUGAGGAAUGGACUUGACAGGAAAAAUAAAGUUCUAGCUCGGGUCCAUACUGCUUUGGAACAAAUAGCUGAGUUGGUGCCCCUUGCACCGUUGCGUCUGUCUAAAAUAGUUCUCCAGAAAAUGCCCAAUGUCUUCAGUGGGGAACAUAUGAUUGUCAUGUAUGUGGAGAAUAUGUUAAGGCUGGAGAGUGGUUCAAUUGGAGAAACCUUUGGUGGUGCAAUGCUGCCCGCGCUUGUGGACAGGUUGAUACAGUUGGAUGUGGAAAUUGGAUGGGACGGCAUUAUGCAGGAAGAUGCCAAAGGCAUAUUUGAAAUGGAGUUGGAAAAUGCUGCUGAAUUUGCAGAUGAGAAUGAGAAAUGUGAUGAUAUGUCUUCUGCAGAGUUAUUAAAGAGGAAAAAUUUACAAGGCAAUUUGGUUGUUGAGAAAUUAGAUAGCCUAAUGGAACUGACUUUUUUGCAUCUUGAAACCUGUCAAAACAAUGGCCGUUUGGCUCAGGUAUUCAAUAUUCUACUGACAUCAUUUAAGAGAACUGUACUGAAUGCAUACAAGUCAAAAUUUACCCAGUUUGUGAUGUUCUAUGCAUGUGCACUGGAUCCUGAAGGAUGUGGCGUGAAAUUUGCCAUGUUUCUUGCGGAGAUGUUUGGUUCUGAUGUUAAUCCCCCUAUUAAUAGGAUGAGUGCUGUUGCUUAUCUUGCAAGUUAUUUGUCUCGUGCGAAGUUUCUAUCUGCUGCUCUGGUUGCUAGCAUCUUACAAAGAUUGGUAGAUUGGUGUUUUAACUAUUGCAAGUUGCAUGAUUUCGAUAUGAACCCACAAGCACAUCAAGUUUUUUAUUCUGGAUGCCAGGCCAUCAUGUAUGUUCUUUGCUUUCGCAUGAGAUCAUUGGUGGAUAUUCCAAGGCUUAAGUUGCAACUUCACAAUAUGCCCAUGGAGCCAAUCUGGAAACAUAAAUUGAGUCCCUUGAAGGUGUGUUUGCCUACGGUAGUAGAGGAAUUUCUCAGACAGGCGAAGGCUGCUCAACUUUUCAUGUCCUCCUCAGAGACAUUUGUUUUCAAUGAUUUGCUUGAGUCUGAUGAUCUUUCCAGGUCUUUUGGUGGGAUGGAUAGACUUGAUAUGUUCUUCCCAUUUGAUCCAUGUCUAUUGAAAAAGAGUGAAAGCUACAUAAGGCCACAUUUUGUCCGGUGGUCAAGAGUGAAAACUACAUAUGAUAGUGAUGACGAUGAAGAUGGCAGUGAAAUGUCAGAUGAUGAUUUUGUUGACAGGAAUGCAGAGGAAUUGGAUAUGAUGGUGAGCGUUGAAGGUCUUGAUUUUGAUGCUGACUUGAACAAAAUGUCUAUUACACCCAACAACAACUCUUUGAAACAGCAUAUGCGAAUGCCCGCAAGAAUCAGACCCUCCACUAGUCCAGAGUCUUUGUAGUUUGUAGUACCUAUAUGUGCUUGUUAUCUCUACAUGAUAGGAAGCCUGUCAAUUUUGUCAUGUUUAGAGUAGGAACUACUCAUCUAAAGGGUGUUGUGCUAUAAGAAAAUGAUAUUUGAUGUUGGAGCAAUUGUAACGUUUAUAUAGUUAGCAUUUUCUCCUUUUUUAUCACUUUUUACUUUUUUUUUCCUGUGUAAGUUAAUUGAAGCUGCCAACCUUGAGAUACUUGCUCCACCAACUCGCUAUCUUGUUUGUAAUUAUUGAUGGAAAGAAAAACUGAAACAAGUAUGUUAAAAUA